Molecule: messenger RNA, 1570 nt
Organism: Cimex lectularius (bed bug)
Lineage: Eukaryota; Metazoa; Arthropoda; Insecta; Hemiptera; Cimicidae
Gene: Mppe
Exons: 7
Coding region: 209-1240 (343 amino acids)
Biological process (GO): GPI anchor biosynthetic process
Cellular component (GO): endoplasmic reticulum
Molecular function (GO): hydrolase activity
Source: RefSeq, a predicted model, not a curated record
ACAAACCCGACUCGGGGGGGAAUUAACUGUUUAUCAGUCACGAUUUCUUAUUUCACGCAAGAUUUUUUUUUCAUUUUCUGAUUUUCGACAAUGUUCCAAAUUUAGUUUAUCACACGGUGCCGGAUGUGAAAUCCGACCGUUUUUCUCCUCGAUCACAUGACUUAGCAGUCUCGGUGGAUUUGAUGAGUGGGCUUCUGUUGCAAUAGGCAUGCAUAUCUGCAGCAGGAGAUUUUUCGCUUGGACCCUCGUCUAUGCUGCGACUUUGGUCAUCGUUUUCGAAUUCCUGCUGUUCGAGGUGCAGAAGCUGAGCUGGCCAGAAAAUAAGUGCGGCGGACUCAGCGACUUUCACAAAAUCCUGGUAGUCGCGGAUCCUCAGAUCCUGGGCGAAAACGGAGAAAACUGGAUCGCCAGAUGGGACUCGGACAGGUUCCUCCAAAAGACUUUCUGGAUGGCGUAUUGGCAUGUGAAGCCAUCAUUAGUGCUAUUUUUAGGCGAUUUAAUGGAUGAAGGCAGCGUUGCAACAGAAGAACAAUACGCAAGAUAUUAUGCUAGAUUUGUACAAAUAUUUCACCUGGACACCCUUCUUGUCAACAAGACAGUUUUUAUCCCUGGGGACAAUGAUAUUGGAGGGGAAAAUGAAGCGAUUACACCAGCCAAAGUAAACCGUUACGAAAAACACUUCGGCCCUCAGAUGAAUGUCAUAGAAUUUAAUAAUUUACAGUUCAUCAAGGUAAAUAUGAUGCUUGACAGUUAUCCUACAUUAAAUGACAUUAAAAAUAACAAAUUUACAAGAAUUUGUCUGAGCCACAUGCCAGUCACAACUAUGAUUUCGGUGUUAUCCAACAUCCGGCCUCACUUGAUCUUUUCUGCUCAUAAUCAUAUAUCGGCGCAUUUUGUCAGCAAUGCAAAGUCAGGGGAACAAUUCAUGUAUGAAUCAUUCAUCACAAACAAGUUUGCAAAUAUGAUGUCCUCGUGGAGAUUCCAGCUUAAUGAUUUAUACCCCAAUGAAAUAUUAGUGCCGACAUGUUCUUAUAGAAUGGGAGUUCCUCGCUUGGGCUAUGGGGUCCUGUUGAUAGAUAAGAACAAAGAUGUCGCUUGCUACAACAUACUCUGGCUUCCAAACCGUCUCCUUCACCUUAUGCUAUAUCCAUCGAUUACUUUUAUUAUCAUAGUCGCAAUUAUAAUUUGUAAAAGGUUUGUUUUAGUUAUGUCUAGGUACCCGACAAGAUGCAGAAGAUAGUGUACUGCUCAGAUUAUUCAGCUGAAACAAAUGUUGUAAUUCAAAAAGAGAAUUGACAAGCUGAAAAAAUGGAGUAGCACAUGAACGGCCAGUUCCUUUUAGCUACAUUUACCUAGUCAUGUUUAUAACAAGAUAUAAAAAAAAUGUUUUUGGUCAAAAUUGCAUGCCAGUACUUUGGUUUAUAUUUUCUCUUUAAGAACUUUUAUUAUACAGUCGCAUGCGUAUGAGUUCUAAAACAAUAUGUUUACAAAUAGAAUAUAAAUGGUGAAAAAUAAUUAUUUUUUUAUAUGAAUUUAAAAAGUGAAUACAUUUUAUAUGAAUGUUGCCAAA